Molecule: messenger RNA, 2100 nt
Organism: Dinoponera quadriceps
Lineage: Eukaryota; Metazoa; Arthropoda; Insecta; Hymenoptera; Formicidae
Product: calcium and integrin-binding family member 3-like
Exons: 4
Coding region: 84-968 (294 amino acids)
Molecular function (GO): calcium ion binding
Source: RefSeq, a predicted model, not a curated record
GUUGUCGUGUAUCGCCCACGAAGCAGGGUGUACAAAAGUGGGUCGUAAUUUGCCGUAAAUCUAACAUCGAAGCGUCCCUGAAGAUGGGAGUGGCGGGACACACCCUGGUUAUUAGAUUGCACGAUUUCGUAACGAACAUCGGGGAUGCGAAAACUCAGUUCCCGCUGUUCUUUCGUCAAUGUAACAUACCCUUUCGCACGACUCGAGCUGGAGAGCGGAUUUUCUUUUUCUUCCUUUUAAUAUUUUACUCGAUAUUCUCUCUUAUUCGCUUCGUAAUAAUAAGCGACACAGAGAAAACUAUUCCAUUAGUGAGAGAUAACGAAAUCACGUAUGUGCGUCGAAAUAUAAAAAAAAAAGAUACUUUAAUAAAGAGUGCGAUGGGAAACAAAGUGGCAACCUUCACCGAGGAGCAACUCGAGGAUUAUCAGGAUUGCACUUUCUUCACGCGCAAGGAAAUCCUGAGAAUAUUUAAGAGAUUUCGGGAGAUAGGAGAUCCUGGAAUGAUACCGCGCACUAUGACGCCACAAGAAGCGGCGUCCCUCCGUUUACCCCUCUCGCAUUUGGCUCGUAUUCCCGAACUGAAGGAGAAUCCGUUUAGGGAACGUAUUUCGGAAGUUUUCACGCGACGCCAGGAUUCGGGACGUUCGGCGUCCGACGGGAUCUGCUUCGAGGAAUUUCUCGAGAUGAUGUCCGUGUUCUCCGAGCAGGCACCGCGGGAUCUGAAAGUCUUUUACGCCUUCAAAAUUUACGAUUUCGACGAAGACGGGGUGUUGGGUCUGGGGGACCUGGAACGCACCUGUCGGCAGCUGACUCGAGGUGGGCUAAGCGCCGAAGAGGUGGCUACCGUGUGUCGAAAAGUUCUGGAGGAGAGCGACAUCGACGGCGACGGGGCUCUGUCUUACUUGGAAUUCGAACACGUCGUCACCAGGGCCUCCGAUUUCAUGGCAACUUUUCACAUACGGAUAUGAGCCGUUCGACGGGCAUUACGAUACUGCGUCAUGUACACUUUAUAUCAUUCCCCAGAUCGGCAAUUACACGAUUUUCAGCCUUACAUGUGUAACAUAUAAAAUCGGAGCCGUUAUAAUUAGAGUCGUUGCAACUUUAUCACUAUAAUUAGAAUUAUUGUGCAAAUUUUGCGACGAUUUAUGCGUAAGCAUAAGUAUGCAUAAGCUCGAACCCUUAUAAUUUCUCACUCAUCGAUGUAAAUGCGAUGUAACACGUGUGUUAUAUCGGGAUUUACUGCUCAGAGCAAAAGGCUAAAGGCUUGCUACAUCGAUUGUAGAUCCAGCCAAAGGCUGGACAUGACGCAAUGCGCACACGAAGUUACGCACGGAGAGUGAUCGAUCGAUCUCGAGUGAAGAAUACAGAUCACGUCUGAUCGCCGAGCAGCACUCGCGGUCCGAACUCUCUCGAGAAGGAAGUCUGGGAAACGGGGACAAAAGCGGCGUUCAGGAGGCAACUAGUUUCGUUAAUUACAUUCCCUCCGUUCCAUUUCAGCUUGCGUUUCGUGCGAUGUAAUUAGCGCCUAUUCGCCUCGCGCUCGCUUGAUGAAGAUUGCCGGCUGUUUUUAGACGGCUUUUUCGACAUACCUGGGUUUACACCUCGAGAACGGAGCUGACGACGACGACGGGGGGAACUACACGCUCCUCCCCGGAGGCUCCCCGAGGCAGAAAAGAACGAGGCGGUAACGCCUAAAUCACGACGCGUCGCGAACGCGUCGGAGAGGAACCUAUACAAAACAGUUCCUUGACCCGCGAGACCGUUUCCCGGCCUCCUCAUCACGGCCGCCGCCGAUUUAUCGUCGCGAUCCGAAGUGAAUCGUAACAGAAGAAGGUAAUCUGCAUAAACGUCAUCCGCGCGUCCGCGUAUGAGAUAUAAUACGCAUAAGACGAACUUAAUAUCCCGCGCUAUUAGUUGCCCGCUGAUUGCGGACACGUGGGAAAACGUCAUCGCUGAAGUAUCACGAAGUACUUUGCUCUUUCUCUCUCUCUCUCUUUCUCUUAAUGCGCCACUUCGUCGACAUCACCUUCCGGGUUGUCUUCGCAGGGAUUGCCGCGUCCUCGAAACGCGCGCGUGUGUGCGAGCGGCAUCAAAAAUGCG